UGUGCAGCUGCUACUGCGCUCAUUACUAGGCUGAGCUAGAGUAGAUGUCAGAAAGGAGGAGUGCGGCUUCCUAGGACCCAGGAGAAACCCGUUCCUAGGGCUCUGCAUUGCCAUUAGCGCCGACCGGCGCGCCGCUUCCUCCAUCUAUCCUACGGGCGGGCAGGCAGGCGGGCACCCGGUCUAGAAGCCACCUCCAGCCCAGACCAAGGGUAGCUGCGGGUGGGAAACCGCAAACCAGAGUCUGGGGGUAGGGAGACGGGCCGGGAAGUAGUGCGUUUGCUUUCCGGGCGGUGCCCUUUGCACUGAUGCUCGCUUGGAAAUCUGCGGGAUUUGAAUUUCAUUAUUCCCUCCAUUCCCGGGGUCUGUUCCUUUAUUUAUUUUUUUAUUUGAAGGAGUGGUGAGGUCGUGGGGGAAUAGCCAGGGCUGCAGGUUUCUCUAGGCUUGCUGGAGCGGUAGCCCCGCCCCCGCAUCACCCAGCUCACGCGCCCUGGGGGAAGGGCUGUAAGUGAAGGGCGGUGGGCUGGGCCGCGGCCCGCAGGCAUCCCUGGGGUGGUCUGAGGCCCUGGGGCUCUUGCCAACCCGGGUACGGGUAGCCCCAGAGCACAGGGAUUGGGAGUCAGAGCGGGCGUCCCCGGGCCCCGGUGCGGUGGGCGGGGGUGCGUGACGCGCUCGCGCGCGGGCACAUUGGAUGCGUCUGUCUCAGGACUCCCUCCUCUCCCCUCCCUCUUCUCCAAAGAGCGGCGAACUGCGGGAGCCGGGUCGUUAGCCAGCAGCUGUACCCUGCAAUAGCCCGUGGGGCAUUGUGUGUGCUUGUGUGCCUGCGUGGGCAGCGUGAGCCGGGGGCCAGCUUCGGAAGUUUGGAGCCUUGUUCAGAGCAGCCUCUCUCCACCCCAGGCUGCUACAAGCUGCUGCCCAGUCAGCUGGAGUUGGGAGGCUUUGGGGAGUGUUGUGGAUGUAUGUGUAGGGGGGGGGGGGCGGGCGUCUGGGAGACUGGGAUGGAGGCUACAGUGGGCACCAGCAGGCACAGCUGGCACUUGUAGAGCAGGGCCGCAUCCUGAGCGAACCAGGCCCGCUUAGUUGGCUACAGCUCCAUUUACACCCCUCAAAGCCAUCACCCAGGAGAAGGCGGAGUAUGCUGAACCUAGGUGCCCCAGAGCCUUAAGGUGCAUUGAGAGAGAACACCGAAUCCCAUUUCCUUUGUGACUUAAGUGUCCGAGGAGGAGAUUUGGUUGGCAUAUUUUGGUGAGAGGCUUAAGGGCUUUCCUACCGUUUCAAUGGCCAACACUCGGAGUAUUGAGCUGGAACACUUUGAGGAGAGGGACAAAAGACAGCGGCUAGGCUCCAGGAGAGGGGGGCCCAGCUCCUCAGGGGGCAGCAGCAGCUCAGGCCCCAAGGGAAAUGGGCUCAUCCCCAGCCCAGCACACAGUGCCCACUGCAGUUUCUACCGCACCCGGACUCUGCAGGCCCUCAGCUCUGAAAAGAAAGCCAAGAAGGCCCGCUUCUACCGGAAUGGGGACAGGUAUUUUAAGGGCCUGGUCUAUGCCAUCUCCAGCGAUCGCUUUAGGUCCUUCGAUGCCCUCCUCAUGGAGCUUACCCGUUCCCUGUCAGACAACGUGAACCUGCCUCAGGGAGUCCGAACCAUUUACACCAUCGAUGGCAGCCGGAAGCUCACCAGCCUGGAGGAGCUGGUUGAAGGUGAAAGUUACGUAUGUGCAUCUAAUGAACCAUUUCGAAAAGUUGAUUACACCAAGAAUAUUAAUCCAAAUUGGUCAGUGAACAUCAAGGCUGGGUCAACUCGACCAGUGCCGCCAUUAGCUUCUACAAAGAGUGAAGUGAAGGAAAGCAAAGAUUUCAUUAAACCCAAAUUAGUGACUGUAAUUCGGAGUGGAGUGAAGCCCCGGAAAGCUGUGAGGAUCUUGCUGAAUAAGAAGACAGCCCAUUCAUUUGAGCAAGUCUUGACAGACAUAACAGAAGCCAUUAAACUAGAUUCCGGUGUUGUCAAGAGGCUCUGUACACUUGAUGGGAAGCAGGUUACUUGCCUACAAGACUUUUUUGGUGAUGAUGAUGUUUUUAUUGCCUGUGGACCUGAAAAAUUUCGUUAUGCCCAAGAUGAUUUUGUCCUAGAUCAUAGUGAGUGCCGGGUCUUGAAGUCAUCAUAUCCUCGUUCCCAUGGUACAGCUAAGCAGUCUGGAUCCAAAAGUCCUGGGCCUUCCCGUCGCAGCAAAUCACCUGCCUCAGUAAAGAGGGGUGGCCUCUACUCCACUGCUCAUUCUACAACUAAAUCCUCAGUUAAUGGGACACCCAGCAGUCAGCUUUCCACUCCUAAAUCAACAAAAUCCUCCAGUUCCUCUCCAACCAGUCCAGGAAGCUUCAGAGGACUCAAGAUUCCACCACACUGUGGGUCUUCUUCCAAUGUCAAUGGUGGACCUGAACUGUACCGUUGCCUGAGCCCUGAAGGUGUGAAUGGAAACAGGUGCUUUGAGUCAUCAACCCUUCUUGAGAAAUACCGAAUUGGCAAGGUCAUUGGUGAUGGCAAUUUUGCUGUGGUGAAGGAAUGCAUAGAUAGGUCUACUGGGAAGGAGUUUGCCCUAAAAAUUAUCGAUAAAACCAAAUGCUGUGGAAAGGAACACCUGAUUGAGAAUGAAGUGUCAAUACUGCGCAGAGUUAAACAUCCCAAUAUAAUCAUGCUGAUUGAGGAAAUGGAUACUGCUACUGAGCUUUUUCUGGUGAUGGAAUUAGUCAAGGGUGGUGAUCUUUUUGAUGCGAUUACUUCUUCCACCAAGUACACAGAGAGAGAUGGGAGUGCAAUGGUGUACAACCUAGCAAGUGCGCUGAAGUAUCUUCAUGGUCUCAAUAUUGUGCACAGAGACAUCAAGCCUGAGAACCUUUUGGUAUGUGAAUAUCCAGAUGGAACCAAGUCUUUGAAACUGGGAGACUUUGGGCUGGCCACCGUGGUCGAAGGCCCUUUGUAUACGGUCUGUGGUACACCCACUUAUGUGGCUCCAGAAAUCAUUGCUGAGACUGGCUAUGGCUUGAAGGUGGACAUCUGGGCAGCUGGCGUGAUUACUUACAUCCUCCUCUGUGGAUUCCCACCUUUCCGAAGUGAGAAUAACCUUCAAGAAGACCUCUUUGAUCAGAUCCUGGCUGGAAAGCUGGAGUUUCCUGCCCCGUACUGGGAUAACAUCACUGACUCAGCAAAGGAAUUAAUCAGCCAAAUGCUGCAAGUAAACGUGGAAGCUCGAUGUACAGCAGGACAGAUCUUAAGUCAUCCCUGGGUGUCAGACGAUGCCUCCCAGGAGAAUAACAUGCAAGCCGAGGUCACAGGUAAACUGAAACAGCACUUUAACAAUGCCCUUCCCAAACAGAACAGCACAAACACCGGUGUCUCCGUCAUCAUGAACACAGCUCUAGAUAAAGAGGGUCAGAUUUUCUGCAGCAAGCACUGUCAAGAUGCCAGCAGGGCGGGGAUGGAGCAAACUUCUCCCAUUCCUUCUCUUGCCGAGGAGCCUCCCGUGCCCGAGCCUGCAGACCUCCAUCCCUUUGCUUCUCUGGAGACACCUAGCUCCCCCAGCCCUCCUGCAGCCGCCGGCGGAGAACGGGCUGGGUCCUGGCGGCGCCUCCGUGACUGACACUCCGCCGGACCAACCGCCGCAUCUGGGGAUGUUGGGAAGCCCAGGCUUUCCCCUCCCGAGCCCUUUCCUCUCUCCCUGUCGUGGCCUGGGUGGAAGUUUGUCACCCUGGGGAAUCGGGGCAAUUGUUGGAGAGCGCUAAGGCUUGUGGGACACUUUUGGAGCUCUGGCAUCUGCCUUAAGCAUGCUGUGGUGUGGACUUCGGACAAACACAUUUGGGCUCUUUUUUUAAACUUCAUAUUUACUGUUUAAUGAGCACUUCGACCCUCUCCCUUAUCCCCUCCUGUAAUUUUCUGAAGCAUUUUUCAGCAGACCCUUUGGAGGAUGCUUUCCUUUCUUUGAACAGCCAGAACUCGGCUACACAGAAGGAUUUUUCUCUCAGAGACAAAACCUUUUCAUUUGCUCCUUAGCUCACUGGCCCAGCCAGUCUUGCUGAAGGGACACAUUGGUGCGUAGAAAAGGCGAGCACCCGAAAGGGAGAAGAAACAGUCUUUGGACCCCCCUUCCAAAAGCUGGGCUUGGAGGAGAGGGGACGGUAAUGGAGAGCACAGACCACGUGGCUUAUGAAACCCCUGGCUAUUUAUUUGUUCAAAGAUGAGGAGAAAUGGCCUUCCUUUCCUACCUGUUCUGUCCUCUUCCCAAGCUGAAUGCCCAGGCCCUGUUAGGGAGAUGACUCCUCAGUAGAUCUUUGGUCUUCUGAAUGGCAGACUGGCCUGGUGCCCAGUCAGUGGGGUCUGGGGUUGUUUGCCCUUCUGCUGAAAGGAGACACAGAGAAGAUGGCAGUUGAGUUGCUCCAGGUGGCCAUAUCUUCUUCCAGCAUCCUGCUGCUGGAGUCUGGCAGGGCCGGGAAGGAGCCCUGAGGUGAGAAGCCUUGAUCGUCCUGCCGCCUCCAGGACGCCUUCCUCUCUCUUCCUCUGCUGGUUUCAAUAAUGUACCUAAUUCACAGACUUGGUUUACCUGCUCAUCUUUCACAAGCGGGGCCUGUGGGAUUCCUUCUGACUUCAUGUUGAGUUUGCAUUCUGCUUAGCAGUGUUAACAGACCUACAAUAAACUUUUUCUUGAUGAGCAAAUGAUCACUGGUUGGAGGGAGGGAAGAGCCAGAGUAAGGGAGAGAGCCCCAUCACAGCCUUUUUUGGAGGACUCCGACUCACUUCUGUUUCUUUGAGCCAGUUUUAGCAGGUCAGCGCCGCUUUGGGACAGGCCCCAGAUUGGGAGGCUCAAGAAGCCACGUGGGGACGGCUCCCCAUCUUAAAGACUGAAGGAAGGGAAGGAGGAGGCAUUUGUAUCACUGUCUCCAUGGAACUUUAAGAACUCAUGGACAGAGAAAGGUAGACUAUAAAUAGUAGCGGCACGAGGGCCCAGAGCUUAGAGGGGGGCUGGGAAGUUCUGAAGUUAGGUUUAGAGAUGGCUUAUCAUCCUAGAAACCCAAAUCUGAGCCUUGGCUCGUUCUUGGCUGGCUAAGCUUCCGUUCACUGGGAUCCUGGUUCCCAAGUUCCGCUACUGAUUCGCCUCAAGGCCAUUUGCACCCUCCCUUUUUCCAUUUCUGUAAAAGGACGAUAAAAUGCGUUUGCUUUGUGCUAAAGGCUAGUUAGUGAUCUAGAUCCAGAGAGAGAGGCUUUGUAGGGAAAGGUGGGAAACGACUCCCCAAAACCAGUGAGUGAAACUUUCAUGUUGGACAUCUUUGCCAAACCAGCCUGGCUUCUGAUGAGAAUGGGACGAUGCCGUAAGCACAUGAGCAUGGCAUUUAACAGAAUGUUUCAAAGUAUGACUCGGAUCACAGUCCUGAUGAGGGGAUCCCCACCGAUGGCCCGAUGCCAUCUCGGUGAAGCCCGCAGGGCGCUGUCCUCGCACCUGUUCUGUUGGACCUUGCUACUAAUGAUUUCUAGGAAGACAUGCAAAGCCUGCUGAUGAAAUCUGUGGGAAACAGGAAGCUGGGCUGGGCAGUGAACGAGUGCAUUAUGGGGAGACAGACUUCAGAGGCUACCUAGUUUAACCCCUUCACUUUACAGAUGAGGAAACUGAGACCCGUGGAGGUUAAGUGGCUGCGAGGAUGGAAAGGAAAUGAAACUAAAUUUGAAGGUGACAAUCAAGCUCCAAAACAAUCUUGACAAGAUGACAAGACUGGAAUAAAUGACAAGGGGGGGAGGGGGGUCAUGUAAUAUUGUACAUCUAGUUUUUUAAAAAUAUCAAAUGUACCGAUACAGAAUGAGAAGAAUCUAGAAUGGUUAACGGUUGUUGUAAAAAAAAAAUCAAGCAGUUGUAACAUGCACUAUGAAAAGAAAGCCCCACAAUUUAAUCUUUGGUUCUAUUCAUGGGAGUGUAGUAGUGUAUCAUUAUACUUACUCUAGUCAGACCAUGCCUGGCAUGCGGAUGCUCACAAGCCCCAGGAGGACAAGCAGGGUGGCUGGCUCACUCGAAGAAUGGCUUGGAGCAGCUGAUGUUAGGGGGGGACACGGUACGUUCAGCUUUUGGAGGACUGCCAGACUGACAAAAGGAGACUGCACUCGGCAGUGACAAGAAGGCAGGUUUGGGUUCAGUAGCAGGAAGAACAACUCUCCCCAUUCAUGAAAAUUGGACAGAAGCAGAAUAGGCUGCCUUGGGAUGUAGCGAGCUCCCCACCAAGAGGCUAGACGUCAGAGCGACUCCAGAGGGCAUCAUGGGAAUGGAUGGAAGGUUGGAUUAAAUGGCCCUUCAAGUCCCUCCCAACUCUUUAGCUUCCAAGGCAUUAAAAUUUCUGAGCAAGCAUUUAUUUCUUAAGCCCCCUCCGGUUUGUAAUCUGGCAAGUGAAGAGUUCAUUCUCCAAAGAUGCGGCCCAUUUUUUCAUUCUCUGCUUAAUAUUAUUACUAACACAUCCUGGUGUGAGAGCUCUGUGUUCUCGGUGAGUUAUUGUGCUGGAUGGAGAAGGGGCUGCUCUGGCAAAGCUCUUUGGUGAGCGAUUCUUCCUCAAGCCAUGCAAGAAAACCAAAUGCCUAAGAAACGGCAGAUUUGCCCAGGGAGGAGAAGCGAGCCCAAGACAAGCAGUGGGAAAAGGAGCAGAGUGGUUUUGCCAUCUCAGGUCGGCUGUUUUGUUUGUUGAAAGUUUAAGGACCAUGAACACUUGUUGAUAUGGAGAAAGGAGGAAGGAGACUGAAUAAGAAGCCAAGAGAGCCCGUUUUUCCUGAUCUGGACUUCUUGAGGGAUGACUGGCUGUUGUGACAAUCUGUUUUCUUGAAAGGACUAAAGAUACCAGUACAAGAUCUGAUCUCACACACGGUAGGCCCAGGCCACAGAGACUUGAUACCAUUUGCAGGAGCUGGCAUCUCCUAGUUUGUGGGAUACUCCGUUCCUUUCUAUGCACACUGCACCCUUCUGAUGCUCGUCCCUCUCAUGCUAGCAAGGCCUGGCAAGUCAUCCCCAGUGUCCCUGGCGGCUCUGACCGGCAUUCUAGACACCAAGAUCGGUCCUAUCAUCAGAUUCAAUUUUGCUACUGAUUUUUCACCUUUAGUAAACUAAGAAGAGAAAGCAGGAAUGGCUUUCUCUGGUUCCAGGUACAUUUUCCCCUCGGGAGUAUUGACAUUUGCUAUUUCCCAGAGGAUUUCUUUCCUCGCACCUGCUGCCCAUGAAGCGCACAACACGAAAUGGAAGAAAUGCUAUCAAGGAGGAUCUUCUUAGUGAAGCGAUCAAUGUGAGGAAGCCACGGCCACUAUUUGAAGGAAGGAAGUGUUGUAUAGACAUGGCAGGUAGCUUUUAAUGUGUUUCAAUAGGAUUAGUGUAAGGCGUGUUUGAUGUCUAUAAGUAUAGGUGGGUCUGCCAUGAUUCUUAUUGGGGUCUUGGAGCUGCCCUGGGAAUGGGGUUUCUUAACCUCUUUUGGGUGGAUCCUGGAUCCUUUUGGCAGUCUGGUGAAACCUGUGGGCCCUUUUUUAGAAUAAUGUUUUAAAAUACAUAAAAACAAAAUACGUAGGAUUACCAAGGAAAGAAAUUGUAGUGAGAUAGGAGUUGUUUUUCCCCCCAGCAAAGCUCAGGACCACUUCUUCACUCAAUCCACAGCGCCCAAGGUCAAGUAUUCCCAGGAGGCUGGCUGUCCUCAGAUGUAGCUACUAGCCCACCCUGCUGGGGAAUCCUUUAUAUGCCUACAUCUACAUAUGACCAUAUGCAUAUAAAUAUGUACAUAAACAUCUCUGUGAAGUGAAGAGGAGGAUCCUGGCUGUAUACUGGAAGAAGGGACAUUCCUGAAUUUGGAAGAAGUCUGGAUUAAUCCUGAAGGACUCCAUAAUUAAAAUGCAGCUGAUUAUAGAGAGGUACUGGAGACAAGAAGAGCAAGGAAUGACUCCCGUGUUACAAGAUUCAACGCCAAAGAUAAAGCAGAGUGGCAAAAAUACUGGAGAAGCGUGCAGCGUGAUAAAAGAGAUUGCAAAGGAAAAGGAGCAGCAGGGCCCAAACACAGUAUUCUUUCCUAGGGGAAAUAGUGUUGAGAAGAGAUGCAGUGGCCUUGAAUGACUCAUCAAUGCAGACUCUAAAACAACGGACUGAUUAAUCUUUUUAAAACAUCUUGCUUGUGAUACUUGUCUUGCAUAAUUCCCAAGCUUUCUGGAAAUCAUAACAAGAAGAGGAUUUUGGGAAGUGUCAACCAAAAUCAAAAGAAAUCAAAGAAAUACCUCCUGGCUAGGAAGAGAAUUAGUGGAUUGGACCUAUACAUGGGGUGGAAGGCAGAGCUAAUCAUUAGUGGGAGCAAAAAAGUGACUUAAAAGGAUAAAGGGCCAUUGACAGGAAGUUCAUCUCUGGUAAACACAGCAACAGGAUCUGGCGACAAAUUUCUGCUCUGAUUUCAUAUCCCAAAUGAUAGAACUACCAUGCUUUCAUAAUUAAAUGACUGUUCAUGGGAGUCAGCUGGUGAUUCAUUCUCACUUCUAUUUGUAUUCACUUACAUUCUUUCUCUUUAGAAAAUCUGAAACUGAAUAGUUGCUGGGAAGAGCAAGAAGUGGAAGAGGGAGUUCACAUUCUGCCCGCUAUUCCACAUGGGCUUGUUGUAAACAGCGUGCCUAUUAUUGGGCAUCAUUCGGGGUUAGAGUACACCUAGAGUGGGAUCACCUGGACACGCUGGCAGGACGGGAAUACGAGCCUUGGAGAUUUACGGUGCUCUGACGUCGAGUAGCAUUCUGCGCAGAAGCUGGCCUGGGUGCACGCUGUGGACUGUCCUAGAGAUGUGUCUGUGGGGUUUUUAAUAAAUAGGUUAAUUCUUAGUGACUUGUCUUGUGUAGAGCUGGCUUAUGAUAUUCUUUCUGUUGUUCUCAAUGAAAAACAAGAACUUCUUUUCUGCCAUGGGCCAUUAUGGAAUUCUAGUCACACCAACCCUAGUGUAUGUCUGUCAGGUUUCAUUUCACCCACGUUCUCUUAAACCUUUCCCCCUUGAGAACUGGCUGCACUUCUUAAAACAGCAGAACUCUGGGACUGGCGUAGGACCCUUUAAAUCAGUGGUUCUCGACCUUUCUAAUGCCGUGACCCCGCGAUACAGUUUCUCAUGUUGCGGUGACCCCAAACCAAAAACUUAUUUUGGUGGCUACUUCAAAACUGUAAUGUUGCUACAGUUAUGAUUCGGAAUGUAAAUACCUGAUAGGCAUUAUGUAUUCUCAUUGCUACAAAUUGAGAGGUUGAGAACCGCUGCUUUAAAUGAGGAUAAAGCAUGAUCAGAAGGAAAAUCUGAUGUUUCUUAAUGCCAUCCAUGCCUUACCAAAUGAGCAAUUCUUUUGACCUUUACGGGUCACUGUUCCCGGGGACGCAUUUCUUUAGGCCAUCCAGUCUUUCAUACUUCCUCACAGUAGCACCUCAACUUUACCCUGUUUUUGAAAAUGUUUCAACCCUUGCUUGCAUUUAGUAGGUUCAAAAUGAGUUUUCUGACAUGAAUUUUUGAGCUAAAAUUAGCAAAUGGCCAAUUCUCUUUUAGACAUGGCUUUAAGUGGAAGUCAGUUUGCAAGGAUACCAAUCAUGUUGUUUCUUUGAAGUGCUAUUUUACUUCUGUAUCAGCUUUCCUAACUAUGGGACAUAUAUUUGAAAAAAGAAUAAAGGAACCAAGAUGGCCCUGA
Messenger RNA from Monodelphis domestica (gray short-tailed opossum), 9688 nucleotides. RefSeq names its product doublecortin like kinase 2 (gene DCLK2). The record is from RefSeq and is a predicted model, not a curated record. NCBI's taxonomy places the organism in Eukaryota, Metazoa, Chordata, Mammalia, Didelphimorphia, Didelphidae. Gene Ontology annotation, biological process: intracellular signal transduction; protein phosphorylation. Gene Ontology annotation, molecular function: protein kinase activity; ATP binding.